Molecule: messenger RNA, 4735 nt
Organism: Scylla paramamosain (green mud crab)
Lineage: Eukaryota; Metazoa; Arthropoda; Malacostraca; Decapoda; Portunidae
Product: nucleolar protein 4-like
Exons: 11
Coding region: 1-1962 (653 amino acids)
Source: RefSeq, a predicted model, not a curated record
AUGCCCGGCUGGUGCUCAGAAGAGACUCGUUCCGUGUGGAAAAUUCAGGGAGAGUUGUCAGGUGAUCCGGAGGGCCACGAUAGGAUUUGCUUCAAGAAGGUGGCGGUGGUGGAGGACUUCUUCGACAUCAUCUACAACCUCCACGUGUGCAAGGAUGGCAAGGAGCAGAAACACAUGGGCCAGAAGAGGACCUACCGAGCUGUGUCGGAGCGGUACGCCUUCGUGCCGCGAGAGGCAGUCACCAAGUUCCUGGUCCUGUGCACGGAAUGUCCUCGCCGAUCGGUGGGCGUGCACGUGAGCCUGGGUGUGCCUCUAGCCGUGGCCAACCUGCCCGUGCCGCCACCUGCGCUGCCGGUCCCCCACCCUCCCGCCGCCGCCGCCUCCUCCCCCCAUCAGUCGCCACACCCACCACCCCCGCCGCACUCACCACAUCUCCACCUUGCCGCAGAAAACACCACCAGCAGCACCAGCAACUGCAGCAGCACCUCCAGGAGUCAAAGAAGUCACAGAAGCAGCAAGAGGCGGCAGAGAGACAGCAGCAACAGGAGGCAGGAGGAGGAGAUCAACAGGCGGCAGGAGGAGGCGAAGGAGGAGGAUAAUGAUAACGUGGAGCUGAAGGUGGAUGGGGAUGACGAGGAGGUGGAUGUGGGUGAGUGGAUGUACGCCAAGAGGGUGAGUGCCGUGAGUCAUGAAGUGGAUUACAGGUUGCCCAUCACCAGCAUCUACCUGAAGCACUGCACCAACACCUUCGCUGCUGCCUACAACAACCACUACAACACCCACUACAUCAACAACAACAACAACUACUACAACAACUACAACUACUACCAGUGGAAGGACGGGCCGGUGAUGGCGGAGUCUGACGGCAGCGAGGAUGAAUUGAAGACUGCUGAGGUGGAGCGCAAGGUGGACACGAGGAGUCGCACGGAGUGGACACCCUUCCAGCAGCAACCUCUUGGCCUCACCUGGGCCGACCCCGCCCGCAGAAGCCCGUGCCCUUCACCAUCUGGAAGUGAGCGAGCGGCCACGGCCACGCCCCUCGAUACAGCCAGCAAUGCCGAGGACACCUCCAGCAAUGGCAACAAGGAUGACGAGGAUGAUGAUGCUGAUGAUGACAACGAUGAUGACAAGAUAGACGCUCAGUAUGACCCAGAACGGCUCAAGGCUUUCAAUAUGUUUGUGCGUCUAUUUGUUGACGAAAACCUUGACCGUAUGGUUCCCAUCAGCAAGCAGCCCAAAGAAAAGAUUCAAGCCAUCAUUGACGCUUGUGCCAGACAAUUUCCAGAAUUUGCUGAGCGCACCCGGAAGAGAAUCCGUACUUACCUCAAAAGCUGCAGGAGGAACAAGAGGACCCGGGAUUCUAACGGCUGGGAAACACCAUCUCGCCCAACACCACCUCACCUCACCAGCAUUCAAGCUGAGCAAAUUCUUGCAACUGCUUGUGAAAAUGAGGCUCAGAAUGCCAAAAGAAUGAGGCUUGGUUUGGAACCCAUUGCCCAACCAAACCCACUAAACCCUCAACCUCCCUCACAAGUUGGUUCAGACAAGCCUUUGUCCUUGGUUGAUGCUGUAAUCAAGACUGAGUCCAAUGCCCCCCACGUGUCUGCCCUGGCCAAAGCCUUAGAGCGGCCACUCACUGAUUCUAAAGUUAUGAAUGGCUCCUCCAUGUAUCAAGCAUCAUUCCAACAGAGCUUUCAGAAAGUGACCACAUUAACAGGGUCCACUGUACACACCCAGCCAGGCCUCACUCCUCUCCUGGCCACUACCUCUGCUCCAAUGCUAGCCAAUGGACCAACAGACCUGAGUGUCAAGGGGACCUCCAAGCCCACUCGACCCUCGCUCAACGCCGUGGAGGUGGCAGCUGUCCGACAGCUUAUUACUGGAUAUCGAGAAUCUGCUGCCUUCCUAUUGAGGUCUGCUGAUGAGCUGGAAAAUUUACUAAUUCACCAGCAGAGUCCGUAGUGUAUAACUGAAGUAAAUGUAUAAAUGUGAAGAUUACACUGUGUGCAUACAUUGGAUGGUGUAUAUGUGACAUUGCUGGUGUUAAUGGUUGUCUUAAUGCUGCUCACUUUUAAGAUGUAUAUGGUACAAUUUCAGUGUUUUAUGAAAUAUAGCUGUAGUAAAUAUAUUUAUUUACAGAUCUAAACCUAUUCUUUUUGUUUUUGUUACUCCAGUUAGUAAGAAAAGAGCAUGAAUGUGAAAAUAUUGGUGCUGUCCUUCAUGUCCAGUCACUGCAUAAGUGAAAAAUGCUAAUAUUUAUUAUUUUUUUCUGCUUUGAAUUUUGUACUGUAAAUGUUGAAUAUUUAUUUUCCUUAUGAUAUAGAAAAUCCCAAUACUUAAAACUUCUUUAUAGAAAAUUUUCUAGUUUACUAUGGAAGUGCCUCUUCACCAUAGAACAGUUUUCUUCAGGGGAGGUGCUCAGGUAACAGUGUACACUUGUCUCAUGAGUAGGUGAUGUCAUAAGCUGGCAAGUAGAUUGUGCUAUCUUCUCAUUAAGCUGUUAUUAAUUUACAGUACACUUCUCUGUACAUAAGAAAGGAUAUAUUCUUUUUGCAGCACCAACCUUUGAGUGUUCCUGCACCAUCUCUGCACCAACGGAUGGUUGCAAUACACAUUUAGAGUGAUACUUUCUGCUGCCUAUUAUACAUACUUAUGUACAGAGUGUUUCUAGCCUGUGUAGGAAGGAUAUUCUAGCAGAAAAGCAGUAAAAGCAAAACAGACCACUGCUGAUGCUGUUUUGUAGUCUGGCAGCCGUGACAUCACCUGCCAAACAAAACAAAAAGACAGUGGAUAUUCUUUCUGCAUCAAGGGUAUUAUCUACCUUUGUUAUUGUUCACUUUCCUUACAAUAGUAGACAGUGGAAAAAUAAUGCUCUAAAUACACACUGUGUGGAGACACUGCAGAAUGAUAACAAAGGUUCCUGCUUCAGAAGACUAUUCACUGUCUGUAUAUAAAAACAAGCAAGUGUUACUGUAAGCACAGAGGAAAACACUUGCCAACUCAUUCAUGUCAUUGGACCUGGAUGUGUCUCCUGAAAAAAACUCCACAUGUACAUUGUAGUGGGAUUUUGCCUAGAUGACAGAAAGCAAUGGUAAGAAUAGUAAAUAGAGGAUUUCAUAAUACUGUGUAGCUUUUCUGAUAUUGUGGGAUGAUACAAAACAAAUGAAGUUGAUCCCCAUAUGUUAUAUACAUACAGUAAAUCAGUGGCAAGAAGAGCUUAUCAUGUACUGUACUUCAAUCAAGCCUGCUGCUUCACCUUCCUUGGUCAUGUGUAGGAACAAUGGUCAUUUUGUUAGGAAGCAAUUCUGUUAAUGAAUUUCUUGUUUUUCAUCAUAACACUGAUUUGUCAAAAAUAAUAGAAAUUGCACAUUAAUUUCUUAACAUUUAUGUUUUAGAUAAUAGCUCAAACAAAAACUCAGAAAAGUUAUGUACUGUUUUUUUUUUUUUCCAUGUAUUAUAUGGAAGAUCACUUUCCACUUUUAUGUUGAUAAUUACUGUCUACAUUAUGAAUGUAUAUGUAUAGUUGUAUAUAGGUAGAGCCAAUUAAAUUAUUGGAAAUAUAUUAUGUCCAGUGUAGGGUGUGUAUGUAUGCCAUAGACUGUUGUGAGAUGUUACGGAGAUUUGGGCAUCCACCAUUGUCAAGUUUGUUCUCCAGGAUAUUGCUCCUAGUUAAAAUUUAGGUCAUUUUUGGGGUUUUCAUAGUUUGGUUCAGUAAGAAAACAGUUUUUAUUUGGUCUGGUUUCAUCAUAGAACACUGUUGAUUUGCACUUGCUAACUCCAGCAUAUCAGUAGCAAAUCAUCAGUUCCCAUCUUAAGUAAAUUGUUUAACAUUUGACUGAUAAGUUUCAUGUAUGAAAGAUUUUCUGAAUACAAAUUCUCAACAUCAGAGUGUAGCCCUCUGAAAUAUAAAGCAAAUAGGUAUUCAAAAUAUAUGAUAUUUAUAUUAAAAUUUUCUUCUUGAUUACUAAUUGUGACUGUUUGAUGUGGAGGUUUGUGCAAUCUGUGUUUUCCUUAUGUACUAUCUGAUCGUAUAUUUUUUGUACUGGAAAAAAAGAAACAUUCAUGUCCUGGAUAAGAAUUUGUAACAUAUUGUUUUUAUUUAUUGUUAAGCAGUUAUACAGAAACAUAUUGUGUAUACAGUAGGCAUUAUUCACUAAUGCAUUUAUAUGAAUGAUUCAGUACUUCUUCAGGUUAAUGAAAACCUCUUAUUUUCUAGUCAUGGUAUACUCCUCAUAAAUUGCAUUUCAGACUGAGAGAUGUACCUUUCAUUGUAAAGAUGUACAUACAAACAUGCAUGUGUAAUUCCAUUAUACAUCAAAGUUAUAUGUACAUAUUAUUUUUCUUAUCAACUCAUUUUGACAAUCAUUGGCUUAAAUAGUAGUGUAUGGAAAAGGUUAGACCUCUCAUAUUUUUCAAAAGUCUGAAUGCACUACUAGAAAAUUAAUGAAAGCUAUUUACUUGGGGGAUUUUCAUUAACAGUGCAAUGCAAUUAUUAUUCUCCAACACCCACAGUUCAGUGUUAUGUUUAAAGGGUAUAUACAGGCUUCAGAUGUUAACUUUGGGAGUCUUUUCAUGUGUUGAUAGUGAACUCCAAUAUACCAAAGAUAAGAGAUAUGUUUGAUCUCAUACAUUUAUGAUAGUUAUUUUUUCUACUGUUGUUUUGGACAGUGGUGUAUUAAUUUAUUUGUGUUAUUUUGAAAAUAUAUGGAGUAUAGAAAUAUAUAUUAUUUGGAUA